GGUAACAAAGUAUAAAAGAAAAAUUUUAAGAAUUGAGCAUUUAUUCAAAAUGGAACUUUCAACAUUUGCUUCGUGCAUUAUUGUUCUAGUUGGAUCAAAUUUUGCCAGUGGUGCAGUUCAUGGUCAUGAGUCACCGUGGGGAUACCAUCAUGGCAUCGACCCAGAGCAUUGGAAGAUCAAAGACUCGACAUGUGAUGGAAAGCAACAGUCUCCAAUAGAUAUUAAGACAGAUAAUGUCAAGUUUGACCCAAGACUACGAAAAUUCAAUUUUACCGACCUCUUAUUGCAUAGAGAUGUUAAAGUGAAAAUUCACAACAACGGACAUACUGUACAAGUUGACAUGGAGGAUCAUACUAUAAAGGUGACAGGGGGUGGAUUGCCGGGAACGUAUAUUGUGGAUCAGUUUCAUUUCCACUGGGGAUCAGUUGAUACCAGAGGAUCAGAGCAUGAAAUUAAUGGAAAACAUUUCGCAAUGGAAAUGCAUGUUGUAAUGCAUUCUGACAGAUUCUCCAAAUUCAAUGAUGCUUGGAACAGUACACGUGGUCUGGCUGUCUUGGGCUUCCUGGUUGAUGUUGGUCGAGAACAUCCAUAUUUUGAAAAGAUCAUCAGUCAUUUAAAGGAAAUUAAGGAUAGAGACGUCACUCUGGACAAAUUCCAUUUGGAAUCGCUGUUUCCACGAACAGACUGCUACUACAGGUACUAUGGAAGUCUGACAACACCCCCCUGCUAUGAAAGCGUUAUCUGGACAAUAUUUAAAGAACACAUCUAUCUUUCUAAGAGGCAGCUUGAUGAAUUCAGAGCUUUAGGGAAAAAACUUGGAUCAGAGGACUUGAUUAACAACUAUAGGAAUCCUCAGCCACUAAAUCAUAGGGUCGUAACCACAAACUGCAUUGAAUCCUUCCCAUCUGUUUGUGCCGAUCGGGGUAAGACUGGAAGAAAGCGACAUCGUUGCGUAGAUUAUGUAAAAAUCUACAUAAAGAAAAUUUUCUCGAUUUUCAGACGUAUUUUCCAUCGCCGGGAUGAUGAUUAAUUUGUUCAAAUGAUAUAUGUUUCAUAAAAACCUUAUAAAUGUGUCAUAGAAUACAUGUAAAUGUGAAUUUACUAUUGAUUUCUUUUUUAACAAAUAAACGCAUUAA
Molecule: messenger RNA, 1136 nt
Organism: Mytilus californianus (California mussel)
Lineage: Eukaryota; Metazoa; Mollusca; Bivalvia; Mytilida; Mytilidae
Product: carbonic anhydrase 1-like
Exons: 8
Coding region: 50-1030 (326 amino acids)
Cellular component (GO): plasma membrane
Molecular function (GO): zinc ion binding; carbonate dehydratase activity
Source: RefSeq, a predicted model, not a curated record